This is a messenger RNA of Echinops telfairi (small Madagascar hedgehog), 3787 nucleotides long. RefSeq names its product ADAM metallopeptidase domain 17 (gene ADAM17). Gene Ontology annotation, molecular function: metalloendopeptidase activity. The coding region runs from base 91 to 2568 and encodes 825 amino acids. Gene Ontology annotation, cellular component: plasma membrane. The transcript has 19 exons. NCBI's taxonomy places the organism in Eukaryota, Metazoa, Chordata, Mammalia, Afrosoricida, Tenrecidae. The record is from RefSeq and is a predicted model, not a curated record. Gene Ontology annotation, biological process: membrane protein ectodomain proteolysis; Notch signaling pathway.
GUCCCCGCCUCCCCAGCCCAUGUGAGCAGUGUCGCGUGCCCUGCCAGGCGAGGGCUGCCGGAGAAGCGGGGCGGGUGGCCAGGCCGGACCAUGAGGCAGCGUCUCCUCCUCCUGACCGGCUUGAUUCCUCUGGUGCUGGCGCCGCGGCCGCCGGACCCCCCGGGACAUGGCUCCCCCCAGCGACUCGAAAAGCUUGAUGAUUUGCUGUCAGACUACGAUAUCCUCUCGUUAUCCAAUAUCCAGCAACACUCAGUAAGAAAAAGGGAUCUUCAGACUUCAACACAUUUGGAAACACUACUAACUUUUUCAGCUUUGAAAAGGCAUUUUAAGUUAUACCUGACGUCCAGUACUGAGCACUUCUCACAGAACUUCAAGGUGGUGGUGGUGGAUGGCCAAAACGAGAGUCAGUACACUGUCAAGUGGCAGGACUUCUUCCGCGGACACGUGGUUGGUGAGCCUAACUCUAGGGUGUUAGCCCAUGUCGGAGAUGAGGAUAUUACAAUAAGAAUCAACACCGACGAGGCAGAAUAUAAUAUCGAGCCACUUUGGAGAUUUAUUGACAAUACCAAAGACAAAAGAAUGUUAGUUUACAAAUCUGAUAAUAUCAAGAACGUUUCACGUUUACAGUCCCCCAAAGUGUGUGGGUACAUCAAGGAGGACACCGAGGGACUGCUGCCCAGAGGGCGCUUCUCUGGAGAACCGCCUCAAGAGUCCGCUCAGCGGGUGAGGAGAGGAGCCGGCCCUGACCCCAUGAAGAACACCUGCAAGCUGUUGGUGGUGGCCGAUCACCGCUUCUACCGGUCCAUGGGCCGCGGGGAAGAGAGCACCACGACCAAUUACUUGAUUGAGCUAAUUGACAGAGUUGAUGACAUCUAUCGGAAUACUUCCUGGGAUAACGCGGGCUUUAAAGGAUAUGGAAUACAGAUAGAACAGAUUCGCAUCCUCAAGUCUCCGGAGAAGGUAAAACCUGGGGAACGGCACUACAAUAUGGAGAAAAGCUACCCCAAUGAAGACAAGGACGCCUGGGACGUGAAGACCUUGCUAGAGCAGUUCAGCUUCGACAUCGCGGAGGAAGCUUCGAAAGUCUGCCUGGCCCAUCUCUUCACCUACCAAGACUUUGACAUGGGCACUCUGGGGCUGGCCUACGUGGGCUCUCCCCGGGCCAACAGUCAUGGCGGUGUUUGUCCAAAGGCUUACUACAGUCCUCUUGGGAAGAAAUACAUAUAUUUGAACAGCGGUUUGACUAGCACCAAAAAUUAUGGCAAAACCAUCCUUACAAAGGAAGCAGACCUGGUGACAACGCACGAAUUGGGACACAAUUUUGGAGCAGAACAUGACCCUGAUGGUCUGGCAGAAUGCGCCCCGAAUGAGGAUCAGGGAGGAAAAUAUGUUAUGUACCCCAUCGCUGUGAGCGGAGACCACGAGAACAACAAGAUGUUUUCAAACUGCAGUAAGCAGUCAAUCUUUAAGACCAUUGAAAGUAAGGCCCAGGAGUGUUUUCAAGAGCGCAGCAACAAAGUGUGUGGGAACUCCAGGGUGGACGAAGGGGAGGAAUGUGACCCUGGCAUCAUGUACCUGAACAACGACACUUGUUGCAACAACAACUGUACCUUGAAACCAGGUGUUCAGUGCAGUGACAGGAACAGCCCCUGCUGUAAGAACUGCCAGUUCGAGGCUGCCCAGAAGAAGUGCCAAGAGGCUAUUAAUGCUACCUGCAAAGGCGUGUCUUACUGCACAGGUAACAGCAGCGAGUGCCCCCCUCCUGGGAACGCCGACGACGACACGGUGUGCUUAGAUCUCGGGAGGUGCAAAGACGGCCAGUGCGUGCCCUUCUGUGAGCGGGAGCAGCAGCUGGAGUCCUGCGCGUGUAACGAAACGGACCACUCGUGCAAGGUGUGCUGCCGGGACCCCUCUGGCCGCUGCGUGCCCUACGAGGACGCGGAGCAGAACAACCUCUACUUGCGGAAGGGGAAGCCCUGCACGGUGGGCUUUUGUGACAUGAAUGGCAAAUGUGAGAAACGCGUACAGGAUGUGAUCGAGCGGUUCUGGGAUUUCAUUGACCAGCUCAGCAUCAAUACUUUUGGGAAGUUCUUAGCGGACAACAUCGUGGGGUCCGUGCUGGUUUUCUCCCUCAUCUUCUGGAUUCCCUUCAGCAUUCUGGUCCACUGUGUGGAUAAGAAAUUGGAUAAGCAGUAUGAGUCUCUGUCCCUGUUUCACCCCAGUAACGUUGAAAUGCUCAGCAGCAUGGAUUCUGCAUCGGUCCGCAUUAUUAGACCAUUCCCUGCACCCCCGACUCCCUGCCGCCUCCAGCCCCUGCCGCCCACCCCGGUGAUGCUUCCAGUGCCAGUGGCUCCGAAACUGGACCACCAGAGGAUGGACACCAUCCAGGAAGACCCCAGCACUGACUCGAACAUAGACGGGGAUGCCUUUGAGGACCCGUUCCCAAACAGCACGGCCGCCAAAUCCUUUGAAGACCUGACCGAGCGCCCGGUCACGAGGAGCGAGAAGGCCUCCUCCUUCAAGCUGCAGCGGCAGAACCGCGUGGACAGCAAGGAGACCGAGUGCUAGUGGGGCCGCGCACAGCGGAGCUGCAGGGGACAGACAGGAGUGACUGACGGAUGCUAGUCACGUGUCUGGCCGCCUCCCUUUUACAGAGAGAAGGCGAAUCUAGCUUAUUUUGAGCCUUUCAGGUUUUAGUUUUUUGAUCUUUAAAAUGUCUUUCAACCUGUGGUACAAAAGUAGGAUACACAGCUGGAUUAGAUUGAAUAUUUACAUUUUUGUAAAUUAUAACUUUUUAUAUUGGUAACAGCACUGAUUAAGGGAUGAUUUUCUUUUUAUACACUGUAAUGAUCCGCUGAAUAUGAGGUAUUUAGCAGUUAUUUUUGGAAAACUGGAACACAGUAUUUAUUUUUCAUUGCCUUCAAGACAAAGGAGCUAGGUCAAACCUAAUAUCUCCACAAUAUGGCUUCUAUUUCUAGGUCCCACUCUGCUGUAGCAGCAGGGAAAGUAGGUAUCAUUUGGGUUAUUGUGUCUCUGUAAUUCUGUUACUAUCUUCUGGAAUUAAAACCAUCUAGCUUACAGUUAGGGUUAUAAAUAAUACUAGCCAAUUUGAAUUUUAAAGAAUCUGGCUAAUUUGCUGGGUAUUUUUUUCCUGUAUUUCAGUAUCAUGUCUCCCUAAUACUGGGGCUGUGCUCUUUAAAAAAAUUCAUGAGCUCCUUCAAAGAUGGAAGGAAUUUGGUUGCCUGUUUUCAAACCAUAGUGGACGUGAGGGAGUGAAUUAUUUCUCACCACGGGAACGGGGCUGCUCUCUGCCAAGGGACGCCAUGGCCUUCCAUACGCUCUCCCUAGCGCAUUUGCAUUCAUGGCUUUUUGUUUCAGGGCUUCCAGACUGGGCCACCUGCAUUUUCUCUGUGAAGGAUAAAAGUCACCAGAGAUUGAGUUGUGAUUUCCAUAAUAUUAUAGAUAAAAGCUUUUUAAAAAUCAUAUUGAAAUGUGCUCAGCAGCCAACACAUUUGAACUGAGUAACUUAGGAACUCUUGAGGGCAAUGAACCAGACCUGUGACAGAUCCUGGUCCGGCCCCUCCCCAAGGCCAUGUUACUCCGAUCCUUGUUACACUAAUACUUGAACCUGUACCUUAAGGUAUUUGCUAUCUUUGAACUAAAAACAGUACUCUUAUCUUUUAGUUACACUUUUGGAAAUUUGAUACAAGGUGAGUAGGGUGUGGGUGUGUAUGUAUGAAAACUGUUCCCAGCAGAAUUUUUUAUAAAAUUGUCUUUUUUAAAAACA